ACAGUCACACAUACACCCACACCCUCAGCCAUAUGCGAAUACGACACACAACCACCGGCACCAGCGAGCACAAUGGAGCACGGGGAUGACGAGCUCAGCCUCGAGCUCACCCUGGCCGCCGCGGUCGUGCCGCCGGUGCCCGGCUUCUUCCUAUGCGUCUACUGCCACCGCAAGUUCCGCACCUCGCAGGCGCUCGGCGGUCACCAGAACGCGCACAAGCAAGAGCGCGCCGCCAAGCGCCUCCGGCAGACCAUGAUGGUCACCGCUCACGCUUGGAAGCCAGGCAGGGCUGCCGGCGUUGUUUUGGAGUCUGAGGAGCCGGCAGCGGUAGGUGGCAUGGCGCAAAAGCGCAGCAGCAGCUCGUCGGAGAGCGACCAGGAGCUGGACUUGUCUCUCCGGCUAUAAUUGGUCGGCCAAUCGAUAGUAUCCUUUCUUGGCACCAUUUUGUUUCCGGUUCUAGGUACGUCAAUCAGAGUCUAGC
This is a messenger RNA of Hordeum vulgare subsp. vulgare (domesticated barley), 481 nucleotides long. RefSeq names its product zinc finger protein 2-like. The transcript has a single exon. Bases 73 to 405 code for a protein of 110 amino acids. Gene Ontology annotation, molecular function: DNA-binding transcription factor activity. NCBI's taxonomy places the organism in Eukaryota, Viridiplantae, Streptophyta, Magnoliopsida, Poales, Poaceae. The record is from RefSeq and is a predicted model, not a curated record.